CCUACACCUGCCUGUCAAAUAUCUCUCCGCUCUUUCUCAAUGCCGCGGUCGAGUUUCGCGAUAUCUACCUGCAUCAGCUGAUUCUAAUCUUCCCGAAAACAGCUCUAACUCGGUGGGAACUAGACUGCUGUCCCUGGUCGAUAUACUUGUUAGCUACAUAUAAGCUGACAGAAGAGUACGAGGUUGCCGCAUAGUGUAGUAAGCACUAGCUGUUAGCCAAACCACGAUAGAGGCCAUCGUUUCCGUAUACCGGAAUCAAGCAAGCUAGCUAGGUAAGAGAUUUCCGAAGGACAACUGCAUGUCAACUCAGCUCUUCAUAAUCAACAUUUUAUUGUAUUGACAACUUAUUUUACAUUUUAUACAUAUGGUAAUAUGAUAAAAUAUAUGUUGCGACAGUUACCUUUAGUUAGCUACAGCUGAUAUUGAUAGAUAGCUAGCAAGGUAACGUUAGCUAGCCAGUUGAUUUUGUUGGUAGCUAGCUAGCUAACGUUACCUAACUAGUACUGUAGGGCAACAUGACAUGAACCUCCUAACUAACUAUUCAACAUUGUUUUUUUUAAUGUAUUUUUUGUAGACAUGAUUUGGUUAUUAUUCACUAUGGGUAGGCAUACAAUUGUCUGCCCAAAGUACAUACCCUUGACAAUUCAAUGCUUUAGCUAUGCAAGUCUUGCAUUUAUUUAUUUUGUCUCACUGACUGCUGUUUGCAAUAUUAGCACAAUCUAUCAGGAAAUAUGAUAAGCAUGUAUGGUUGAUGAGUUCCUGUUUUACCAGCCCUCCCUCUGCAAGUUGUGCCCAGUAUGCUGCCACAGUCAAAUUAUGCUUAACAUUACGGUCAAAUAAAAGAUACAUCUCUCUUUCUCCGCAUUAGGCUUCAGCCCAGUAAAAGUGUUGUGGCCCCACUGUGGAUUCCCUGCAUUGGACUGGGGCGGAGGCAGUCGUAGGCAGAGCAGGUGCUACGUGAAGUGCAGUUUCGACUUCCCCUAUGAGUAGCAGCACCGGUGAGAGAGCACCACGGACCCGGGCGGCGAAGGCAGGCCAGGGGGCAGGGGGGACAAUGACAUGGACCCCUCAGGACCAGAGCGUGGACCCUUCAUACAGGCCUACCACCACUGCAGGCCCAACCAUAGCCUGCAGUGGUGGCGGAAGCUCCUGUGUCCUGAGUAAGCUGAUCCAACUGCCGGCUCCGCCGCUGUCGCGCCACCAGCUGAAGAAGUUAGAGGAGCACAGGUACAGCAGUGCAGGCCGCUCCCUUCUGGAGCCCUUCAUGCAGCACUACUGGGAGUGGCUAGUGGCACGUGUGCCGGCAUGGAUAGCCCCCAACCUCAUCACUAUUGUGGGCCUGGCCACCAACAUCCUCACCACAUUGGUGCUGGUGUACUACUGCCCCACAGCCACUGAACAGGUAGGUCCAUGCUGGGAAUUCUAGGCCCCGGAAGGAAUUUGAGGUUGGAGCCCUUAUGCACACUGUCGCUCAUAUGGCCCUCCCUCCCACUGAGUAUACAUAUUUAAAUGAAUUCAUCAGCAGGUAUUCCUACUAAGUAAUAACCAUGGAUUAUUAGGUCAAUGUUUGUUGUAACGGCUGUAAUAAUAUACACUACGGACAGGACAUAGAGAAUAGAAGAGGCCAUCAGUAUUUCUUUCAGAAUUUCUUGAUGGAACAGUAUUGAUUGGGUAAUUGUCAGAUAUAGCCUACCCUUUCGGAGCAAAAGUUUAUCAAAAUGUCUGUCUCUAGCAGAUACGAUUGUUUUGUCAAUGUUGGGUGCAAUUUGUUCUAGAUAAGAAUACUACACUAUACCUACUAUCCUUGUUGUCUCUGUGAGAAUUAGGCUAUUCUAAACCAUCUUACAGUAACAGUAUUUGAUGAACAUGGUGUUAUGGUAAAACACCAGAAUGCCACAAACCAUUACUUUCUACAUUUACAUUUUAGUCAUUUAGCAGAUGCGACUUACAAUAGUGAGUGCAUACAUUUUCAUACUUUUAUCGUACUGGCCCCCCGUGGGAAUUGAACCCACAACCCUGGCGCCAUGCUCUACCAACUGAGCUACACGUCACCUCCUCACUGAAUUUGAAUAUCACUUCCUUGGCUGUCUGAAAACGUUCCCAGCUGUCAAAUCCUCCUUCCCUCUAGCCUAGUUUCCGCAAUUGGAGGAGGUCGAUGGGAGGGACCCUAGAUCCUCUCCUCUAAUGCGCUUUGAGAGAAAUUGAGGAAACCAUGAUGCAAGGAUUUGACACCAGCAAAUAAUGUUUUCAGACACAGAGCCCUUUGACUUGUUUUUAGGGUGGGUAGGUGUUUUGGCCGCCAUGCAGUCUGACCUUCCAUGUGGAGGUCUAAUGUCAACACUACCGAUGUUGUAUAACUAAAAUUAAAUUGUGUGAGUUGGUACUAGUGACAUGUUUUUGAAAUCUGUCCUGUUGAAGAGUUAUGAUUCUUCUUCUGGGGUUUUGCACGUUGAAAUAAUAUGGGCAAUUCCACAGUAUCAGAGUGAUGCUAAGACUAAGAUUUUUCACUUACAAUUUUUAUGAAAACACAUGUACUUGAACAGUGCAGAAGCAAAGGUUGGGAACAGAAUGAUGGCACCAACAGCACAAACUGUCAUUCUGUUUCCAAACUUAAGCAUUUGCACUGUUCUUCAAUAAAUGUGUUUAUGUAACAUUUUCUUUGUAAAUUGUUAAAAGUAGUCAUGGUGCAUAGAGUUAUGGUUUGUUUAACUGGUUUUUGUUUGACAUACAUUUUCAAGUGAAAAAUCAAGAGUUUCAGCAUCACUCUGUUACCAUGGAAUUGCUCCUACGUAACAUGUUGUGUUGUAGAUGAUCAACUGGUUCAUGAAAGGAUGUGUGUGAAAGGAUGUGUGUUUAUGAAUGUAGCCUGCCAAUGCGAAACCAGUUAGUUUGCCUUAAUGGUUUUGCUUAGAAGAUGUGAUACAGCAGGAUGUGUGUAUCACCACAAAAGUGUUGUGCUUAAAUGCUUUAAACAACAUUAUAGAAUAAAAACAAUCAAGGGCAUUUAAGGCUGUCAAUUUUAACAAAGUAGAUAUGACUAGGCUAUGACUUUGUGAAUGAAAAAGGUUGACCAACGUUUGUUAGUUUGUCAAUAUUUAACAUUCGACACGUUGUUUUGAUUUUCCUUUCUCUGGGUCACUUGGGCCAGGCCAGGCAUGCGCAAUGCUCCAUGUCCUGUGUGCUUGUUUUGCUGGAAGAGGUGCGUGGGGGAUGCCUUACAGGGUUCUUGGGGACAGGCACCACUUGUCCCCGUCCUCUCAGAUUACACCUUUAGCCUCAGACCCCCUCAACGCACCCCUUGCCCCUCCUCCCGCCUCUUAAGCCAUAGAGGGUAUCGAUAGGCAAAUAGAACAGUGUGUCUCCCUCAGAUUAGAAUCGGAUGUGGGCUGUUAUGUAUUUUUAGCUAAACAGUCGCAUGGUCUUUAGUAUUUGAGUCCUCUUAAGUCUGAGUCUAUACAGUGGGGGGAAAAAAGUAUUUAGUCAGCCACCAAUUGUGCAAGUUCUCCCACUUAAAAAGAUGAGAGGCCUGUAAUUUUCAUCAUAGGUACACGUCAACUAUGACAGACAAAAUGAGAAAAAAAAUCCAGAAAAUCACAUUGUAGGAUUUUUUUAUGAAUUUAUUUGCAAAUUAUGGUGGAAAAUAAGUAUUUGGUCAAUAACAAAAGUUUCUCAAUACUUUGUUAUAUACCCUUUGUUGGCAAUGACACAGGUCAAACGUUUUCUGUAAGUCUUCACAAGGUUUUCACACACUGUUGCUGGUAUUUUGGCCCAUUCCUCCAUGCAGAUCUCCUCUAGAGCAGUGAUGUUUUGGGGCUGUCACUGGGCAACACAGACUUUCAACUCCCUCCAAAGAUUUUCUAUGGGGUUGAGAUCUGGAGACUGGCUAGGCCACUCCAGGACCUUGAAAUGCUUCUUACGAAGCCACUCCUUCGUUGCCCGGGCGGUGUGUUUGGGAUCAUUGUCAUGCUGAAAGACCCAGCCACGUUUAAUCUUCAAUGCCCUUGCUGAUGGAAGGAGGUUUUCACUCAAAAUCUCACGAUACAUGGCCCCAUUCAUUCUUUCCUUUACACGGAUCAGUCGUCCUGGUCCCUUUGCAGAAAAACAGCCCCAAAGCAUGAUGUUUCCACCCCCAUGCUUCACAGUAGGUAUGGUGUUCUUGGGAUGCAACUCCGCAUUCUUUGUCCUCCAAACACGACGAGUUGAGUUUUAACCAAAAAGUUCUAUUUUGGUUUCAUCUGACCAUAUGACAUUCUCCCAAUCCUCUUCUGGAUUAUCCAAAUGCACUCUAGCAAACUUCAGACGGGCCUGGACAUGUACUGGCUUAAGCAGGGGGACACGUCUGGCACUGCAGGAUUUGAGUCCCUGGCGGCGUAGUGUGUUACUGAUGGUAGGCUUUGUUACUUUGGUCCCAGCUCUCUGCAGGUCAUUCACUAGGUCCCCCCGUGUGGUUCUGGGAUUUUUGCUCACCGUUCUUGUGAUCAUUUUGACCCCACGGGGUGAGAUCUUGCGUGGAGCCCCAGAUCGAGGGAGAUUAUCAGUGGUAUUGUAUGUCUUCCAUUUCCUAAUAAUUACUCCCACAGUUGAUUUCUUCAAACCAAGCUGCUUACCUAUUGCAGAUUCAGUCUUCCCAGCCUGGUGCAGGUCUACAAUUUUGUUUCUGGUGUCCUUUGACAGCUCUUUGGUCUUGGCCAUAGUGGAGUUUGGAGUGUGACUGUUUGAGGUUGUGGACAGGUGUCUUUUAUACUGAUAACAAGUUCAAACAGGUGCCAUUAAUACAGGUAACGAGUGGAGGACAGAGGAACCUCUUAAAGAAGAAGUUACAGGUCUGUGAGAGCCAGAAAUCUUGCUUGUUUGUAGGCGACCAAAUACUUAUUUUCCACCAUAAUUUGCAAAUAAAUUCAUAAAAAAUCCUACAAUGUGAUUUUCAGGAUUUUUUUUUCUCAAUUUGUCUGUCAUAGUUGACGUGUACCUAUGAUGAAAAUUACAGGCCUCUCUCAUCUUUUUAAGUGGGAGAACAUGCACAAUUGGUGGCUGACUAAAUACUUUUUUUCCCCUAACUGUAUAUAAAAUAUGCCAUUUAGCAGACGCUUUUAUCCAAAGCGACUUAGUCAUGAGUGCACAUUUUUCGUAUGGGUGGCCCCAGCGGGAAUCAAACCCCCAACACUUUCUCUACUGACUGACCCACACAGGAUCAGUGGAGAAAUCAAGGUCACGGGUUGGGUUUGAUCGUUACUUGUUUUUAACGCUUUGGAGCUGGAGGCGUGACUGUUAUAUAGCCAAUGUUGUUAAUAAAUUAGCUUGUGUCUGAAAAUGAGAUCAUUUGAGGCCAUUGUUUAAUCUGCAAUUGACCCAACCUCCCCUCCAUAUUGUUAGACUACUGUAUGUUGCAUUCACAUUUUAUCAGCUACACUGUGUUAUCAGGGAAGCUUGCACAACGGUUACUAGAUCCCUCCAUGUAUUCCUCCUCCCAGGGCUAGUUAAGGGGCAGCUGUUCAAACAAACUGGCCCUCUUAGUCUGAUAUUAAACACACUUUUGUCAAAACUGUAUGCUGACACAUGGGAAGGCAUGACUGUCCUGCUUAUCCGUGUUGUCUUGCAGGAUUCGGUUACUUACAACCCAAUCAGUUGAAGGAUUUUUUUUAAAUGGAUCUGUUGUUGCCAGGGAUUAAAUUGGACCGGGUCAAAUUAAAGCCAGGUGGAGCCUGAGACCUGGUACCUUUGGUUAUGCGAAUUCUGAAUUAUCUACUGAAAAAUGGUUGUCCUCAUAUUAAUUUCCUCAGCCAACAAAACAAGUAAGCAACAGCAAAAUCAGACAACCCCAUAGUAGAAUAGAUUACCUAUUCAAUUGGCCAGCUUGUCACGUUCUAUGCGAGUAGAUAAUAUUCCUCUCUGGUGCUUUCAAAUUGCGAGUGCUGCACAGCGCAUAGGGAGAGAAACAUGCAUGCCUAGUCAUUGCACAACAUUGUUAAUGCAGUUAUAAGAGAUCACAGAGCUUUCUAGUGUUACACUUAUUUCUCAAAUCCCCAAAAUGUGUGAACUGCACCUUUUUUUUAGAACUAGAGUUUUUAGCAGGGUUAGCCUUGCCAAUGUCCCUUUAAUGCAUAGGGUAGACUGGGGCUAAAUGUAACACGGAUCAGGUGUAGCAGGUAGGCCUACUUUAAAGUAACUGUCCAGUGAAAAUCUCACAUUUGAAAAGUUCAUAUUCUGCACCCAAAUGAUGAUGUCGACUCAUCCUAUACUUGUGUUAGUGGCCAAAGCAUACAUUGGAGAAAGAACACUUAAAAAACUCCAACUCAAACAGACUGGGACACACUUUUCACAGCAUUUCGCCCGGUGGGAGGUGCUAUACGUCACGGUGGGUGUACAUUUCAGCACACGUACCGGUGCACACAUUUUCGAGGACAAACCGAGCACUCGCUCAUGUCCGUAUCGUGGAAUUUAUUCAACACACUGCUCUAAGUCAUAUAUGGCACAUUUCCACUGAAGAUUUACCGCAGUGUUUGGACUUCUUGCGGUCAAUUUGCAGUCUACAAAUGAUUUGUUAUUAUGUUCCGGCCCCCUGACCAUCCGCUCAAGAAAACACUGGCCUUAGGCUAAAUGUAGUUGAUGAUCCCUGCACUAGUGUAACACUGGUAUUACAGUCAAAGCAGCAAUAGAGGGUACCGUCAUCACUGAAUUCAUGUUAUGUUUGCUAUUUCAUGCAGCCACAGAAUAGAAAGAAGCUAUUGUUUAAAGUUGAGAUAUCAUUCACACAAAGUAAUGAGUAAGUAUGCCUCCAGGAUAAUAUGGUAAAGUUGGCCUCGUGUAUAGGCCCUUGAACAAAUAAAUAAGACCAAGGACAUCCAAAAUCAGAUUAACAGUUUUUAAUGAAGCCAGCAAUGCAAAUAAUUCAUCUCCGUGAUUGACAGGAUACAGGUAUUAUUGCAUGUUGACUAACUAAUCUAGUCAUGAUCCGUUUCAUAUACACUACAUGAUCAGAAGUAUGUGGACACCUACUCGUCGAACACGUCAUUCCAAAAUCAUGGGCAUUAAUAUGGAGUUGAUCCCCCUUUGCUGCUAUAACGGCCUCCAUUCUACUGGGAAGGCUUUCCACUAGAUGUUGGAACAUUGCUGCAGGGACUUGCUUCCAUUCAGCCACAAGAGCAUUAGUGAGGUUGGGUGCUGAUGUUGGGCGAUUAGGUCUGGCUCGCAGUCGGCAUUCCAAUUCAUCCCAAAUGUGUUCGAUGGGGUUGAGGUCAGGGCUCUGUGCAGACCAGUCAAGUUCCUCCACACCAAUCUCGACAAACCAUUUCUGUAUGGACGUCGCUUUGUGCACAGGGGUAUUGUCAUGCUGAAACAGGAAAGGGCCUUCCUCAAACUGUUGCCACAAAGUUGGAAGCACAGAAUCAUCUAGAAUAUUAUUGUAUGCUGUAGCGUUAAGAUUUCCCUUCACUGGAACUAAGGGGCCUUGCCCGAACCAUGAAAAACAGCCCCAGAUCAUUAGUUCUCCUCCACCAAACUUUACAGUUGGCACUAUGCAUUGGGGCAGAUAGCGUUCUCCUGGCAUCCGCCAAACCCAGAUUCGUCAGUUGGACUAGAUGGUGAAGCGUGAUUCAUCACUCCAGAGAACGCGUUUCCACUGCUCCAGAGUCCAAUGGCGGCAAGCUUUACACCACUCCAGCCAACGCUUGGCAUUGCGCAUGGUGAUCUUAGGCUUGUGUGCGGCUGCUCGGCCAUGGAAACCCAUUUCAUGAAGCUCUCGACGAACAGUUCUUGUGCUGACAUUGCUUCUAGAGGCAGUUUGGAACUCUGUGAUCAGGGCAGCUCUAGCAGGUCAGAAGUUUGACAAACUGACUUGUUGGAAAGGUGGCAUCCUAUGACGGUGCCAUGUUGAAAGUCACUGAGCUCAUCAGUAAGGUCAUUCUACUGCCAAUGUUUGUCUAUGGAGAUUGCAUGGCUGUGUGCUCUAUUUUAUACACCUGUCCGCAACGGGUGUGGCUGAAAUAGCCGAAUCCACUAAUUUGAAGGGGUGUCCACAUACUUUUGUAUAUGUGGUGCAUUUCAUUCGGGUAAGCUUAGUAGAUUGGAUUGAUAGCAGCAUUGAUGUUGUUGGUUGGCUAGCAAGCAAGACUUGACGUUACACAUUGUUCACUUUUGGGAAAACUGGUCCAGCCACUUGGUAGCUAGCUAUCAUUAGUUCAAUUAAAUCAAGAUGAAGUGCUAAUAUGAAAGUGCAAUUGUAAACUAUAAAGUAUAAACCCCCCCAUAGCUUAAUUUAUGAAUGAGGUCACAGCCUGGUUGCCAUCUGUUCAGCUAUUUCAUUACACUCCUUGUACUCAGUGUCAUUUGCCAAAGACAUGGGAAAUGACCAGGAAUUACUUUGGCAAAUGACAGGAGUGGCAAGGAGUGUAAUGUAAGCUAAAACGACUCGUACCCAGACUACAGGUGGAGGGUUCUAGGUUGAAUGUGGACACGCAUUGGACAGUCCUUGCACUUUGAAACCCAUGCCCACCGUGACGUAUAGCACCACCCACCAGGCGAAAUGCAACGAAAAGUAUGUCCCUAAACAAACCGCUUAAAAAAAAAUGCUUGCUAUUUCCUCAGAGGGUGAUGUCAGCUCGCCAAUCAGCAGUUUACUUGCGUGAAUAUUUUUAAUGACCGGUAUACUCCCACACCAUUACAACACAGAAAAGCUGCUUUUUAACAUCUUUAAUUUAAAAAACAUUCACUCAUAUUGUAAUUAAUUUAGGUUAUAUUUCAUAGAAAUCUGGAAACGUGAUAGUUACUUUAAAUUCAGAGUAAAUUAUUAUUGUCUGAGUGCCAGUGGAACUGUUUUUGGGACAUUUAAGUCAUCAAUAGGUUGCUAACUAGCAACAAGAUAAUGUUUACAGUUUGAUUUUGCUAAUGAUUAGUCCAAUGGGGUAACUGCAGAUGACAAUUGUUUAGUUUUUUUUAUAGCCACUUUGCUGCAUCAGUUGGCUACAGCAGGUGAUAAAGCGUAUUGCUAAAUAGCACACCUGCCUGAUAAUAUGGACCAAUAUGUUAUUGGGCUCAUUUCUUGAGGGGAAAUCAUGUUUGAGAUGUCAGCAUCAUUUUAUUUGAAUUCAUUUUGGAGUAGAAUGUCCUUUUUUAAAAGUCACCAGAACUGACCUCAGUCUUUCUCCCAAAAAUGUUAGGUCCCUCUGCGACCUGUAGUAUGCUGUGAUAUGUGCUUUAGCCAGUGGCCUAUAUAUUGUUUAGGGAAGUAUAUUAUAUUACCCCCCCCCCCCAUAAAGGCCAAACCCAUACUUCUCUGUGAAAGCCGAGGAGCACUAUUGUAAAGGUUUAUGAUGUUGAAUGUUUGUACCCUUUUCCUUUCAGGCACCGCUGUGGGCUUACCUGUCUUGUGCAGUGGGCCUCUUCAUCUACCAAUCACUGGACGCCAUCGAUGGGAAACAAGCACGGCGCACCAAUAGCAGCACCCCACUGGGAGAGCUGUUUGACCAUGGCUGUGACUCUCUUUCAACAGGUGUGUGUGCUCGAGUGUGUGUAUACAGUCUCAAACUACCAUAAACAACACACUCACAGACUACAAAGUACAAUGGAAGACAGACACACCAAAUAUGCACUUAAAGACAUACACAAUAUACCCAUAAAUGUAGACAUAACACACUUACAGAUGUAAACAACUCAAUGAUUUAGGACUGAGAAAUACCAUGUUGUGUAAUUUAACUUCUCUCUCUUUUCUCUCUCUGUCUCUCGCUAUCUCUCUGUCACUCUGCCCCCCUCGCCCUCCCUCUCUCUCGGCAUGCAUUGAUACUUGACCCAUAGUAAAAUACAUUUUUCUCAUUUCCACACACAAUUAAGACAAAGUGAGGAUUGGAAUAUACCUGCCUCUUUGACUCUUAAUUUCUAUCACCCACCCUUGCUCUCUCUCGCUCUCUCUCUCUCAUUCUCUGUCUCUGACUUCUUUCUCUCCCCUCUCUUAGUGUUUGUGGUUUUGGGCACCUGUAUCGCCGUCCAACUUGGAACUAACCCCGACUGGAUGUUCUUCUGCUGCUUCGCCGGCAUGUUCAUGUUCUACUGUGCUCACUGGCAGACCUACGUAUCGGGAACCCUGCGCUUUGGCAUGUGAGUGGGUGGGCACCCCGUCUGGGGUUUCCCUUAAACUAUGUCAGUAAGCAAACAAUGCAAACAGCCAGGACAAGAGUGUCAUGUCUGAUGUUUCAGGGGCCGUAUUCAUAAAGCGUCUCAGAGUAGGAGUGCUGAUCUCGGAUCAGGUCCCCCCUCUUAUUCUUUAUAAUCGAGUAGGCAAAACUGAACCUAUAUCAGCACUCUUACUCUGAGACACUUUAUGAAUACAGGCCCUGAAAUGUAUAAAUAAAAUAGCUAUGUAACUGCACCCUUAGUAUUUGUCUAGUAUGUUUGCAAACUGUGGGAAAACUUUAGUAAGCACAUGCUGUUUUGCCGUAGGCCUACAGUUGAAGUCGGAAGUUUACAUGCACCUUAGCCAAAUAUAUUUAAACUCAGUUUUUCACAAUUCCUAACAUUUAAUCCUAGUAAAUAUUCCCUGUCUUAGGUCAGUUAGGUUCACCACUUAAUUUUAAGAAUGUGAAAUGUCAGAAAAAUAGUAGGGAAUGAUCUAUUUCAGCUUUUAUUUCUUUCACACAUUCCCAUGGGUCAGAAGUUUACAUACACUCAAUUAGUAUUUGGUAGCAUUGCUUUUAAAUUGUUUAACUUGGGUCAAACGUUUCUGGUAGCCUUCCACAAGUUUCCCACAAUAAGUUGGGUGAAUUUUGGCCCAUUCCUCCUGACAGAGCUGGUGUAACUGAGUCGGGUUUGUAGGCCUCCUUGCUCGCACACACUUUCAGUUCUGCCCACAAAUGUUCUAUAGUAUUGAGGUCAGGGCUUUGUGAUGGCAACUCCAAUAUCUUAACUUUGUUGUCCUUAAGCCAUUUUGCCACAACUUUGGAAGUGUGCUUGGGGUCAUUGUCCAUUUGGAAGACCCAUUUGCGACCAAGCUUCCUGACUGAUGUCUUGACAUGUUGCUUCAAUAUAUCCACAUAAUUUUCCUUCCUCAUGAUGCCAACUAUUUUGUGAAGUGCACCAGUCCCUCCUGCAGCAAAGCACCACCACAGCAUGAUGCUGCCACCCCCGUUCUUCACGGUUGGGAUGGUGUUCUUCAGCUUUCAAGCCUUCCCAUUUUUCCUCCAAACAUAACGAUGGUCAUUAUGGCCAAACAGUUCUAUUUUUGUUUAAUCAGACCAGAGGACAUUUCUCCAAAAAGUAUGAUCUUUGUCCCCAUGUGCAGUUGCAAACCGUAGUCUGGCUUUUUUAUGGUGGUUUUGGAGCUGUGGCUUCUUCCUUGCUGAGCGGCCUUUCAGGUUAUGUCUAUAGGACUUGUUUUACUGUGGAUAUAGAUACUUUUGUACCUGUUUCCUCCAGCAUCUUCACAAGGUCAUUUGCUGUUGUUCUGGGAUUGAUGUGCACUUUUUGCACCAAAGUACAUUCAUCUCUAUGAGAUAGAACUCGUCUCCUUCCUGAGCGGUAUGACGGGUGCGUGGUCCCAUGGUGUUUAUACUUGCGUACUAUUGUUUGUACAGAUGAACGUGGUACCUUCAGGCAUUUGGAAAUUGCUCCCAAGGAUGAACCAGACAUGUGGAGGUCUACAAUUCUUUUUCUGAGGUCUUGGCUGAUAUCUUUUGAUUUUCCCAUGAUGUCAAGCAAAGAGGCACUGAGUUUGAAGGUAGGCCUUGAAAUACAUCCACAGGUACACCUCCUAUUGACUCAAAUGAUGUCAAUUAGCCUAUCAGAAGCUUCUAAAGCCAUGAUAUCAUUUUGUGGAAUUUUCCAAGCUGUUUAAAGGCACAGUCAACUUAGUGUAUGUAAACUUCUGACCCACUGGAAUUGUGAUACAGUGAAUUAUAAGUGAAAUAAUCUGUCUGUAAACAAUUGUUGGAAAGAUGACUUGUGUCAUGCACAAAGUAGAUGUCCUAACCGACUUGCCAAAACUAUAGUUUGUUAACAAGACAUUUGUGGAAUGGUUGAAAAACGAGUUUUAAUGACUCCAACCUAAGUGUAUGUAAACUUCCGACUUCAACUGUACAUGUAGAUGGACAGAUGUUUAUUUCAUAGCCAGGUUUUAAGCCUCAAUUUUAUCUAGCCGUUUCACAGAAGUACCUUGUUUUUUCCCUGGUGGGCAGAUUUGAUAUCACAGAGUAUCUGAUCUGUGUAGAACUGUUACAGACAUGCACAGCCAUGUUUGGGCCUGGGUUCUGGAACUUGACGGUAAAACGAGAGCAUCAUCCACGUGACUUCCCAGUUGACGCUAACCUGUGUGUCUAUUUAGCCAAUCAGCCACACUUCCUGCACAGACUGCCCAAUAGGAGAAGAGGUUGACUUACAUGCCCCUGUGGCCAACAUAGUACAAUUCCUAUGCAUCUAGACAACUUUCUCAGACCCUGUUUCAUUAAUUCUCACAUCGCGUUAAUACAGUAAUUUCAGAUAUUUGAUAGAGAUGGCUCAGUUUGAUUGGCGAUGAGCUCUACUAGAUUAUGUUGAUCUCUGUUGACCACUGGAAUUUUAUUUUGGGAUGUGGAGAUGAUUAGAUUUAUAAUUCAAAUAAAGGUUUGGGCCAAUUAGUUACCAAUUUAGGACAUAUUUUUUGGGCCAUCACAAACAUUUUUGCAAUGCUGUGAGGUCAUAUUUUGACCUUAAACUAAAGAUGUUUGUUCUCAUUAUUUGUAGCUCAGCUGGUAGAGCACGGCGCUUGUAACGCCAGGGUAGUGGGUUCGAUCCCCGGGACCACCCAUACACAAAAAAAUAAAAUAAUGUAUGCACGCAUGACUGUAAGUCGCUUUGGAUAAAAGCUUCUGCUAAAUGGCAUUAUUAUUAUUAUUAUUAUGUUUUUAGCUAUGAUAGUUCUGUCAUGACAGCUAGUGUACCCAGUAAAUGUCUCUACCAGCUGCCGUGUUGACAGUGACACCAAGACAUCAGCAGCUGAUUUUUAGAUUUAGAUAGGCUUCAUAUAUCAACAUUGGCUUAUCUGAUUGGCUUUCGGGAACAGCCACAACGAGGACAAGGGACGAAUGUCCUGGGAGUAUGGUUGAUUUGAUUUAGCAAUAUGAUUUGAUAUGAUAUAAGCCCUUGACAGAGUAAGUAAGAGCUAAAUAGGUUGUCCACCAGAAAUAAAAAAUACCUUAUCAGAUCAGGUUCCUCUCAGACUUUUGAGGGAAAUGUUCUCUACAUCCCCAAACACACUCAAAACUAACCCACAACCCAGAGGAAUGGAUGCUGUUUUUGCAGGACCUGCUAGGGGGUGCUAUGUGCAUGUUGUUUUUGAUGAUGCUGUGUGAAAUGUGAAAUCACUUAACCGUUUGCAUGUGAUUCCUCUGUCUCUCUGCCUGUGCAGCAUUGAUGUGACUGAAGUGCAAUUCUUCAUUAUAAUCAUGUAUUUGCUGGCUGCCGUCGGAGGACCAGCUUUUUGGCAGUUCUUGGUAAUGCAUUUAAAGCUAUUUGAUUCAGCAAGUUAUGGCCUGUUCCUACUGCUUGGAAUUGAAAGAAAUUACCUUAAUGCUAAUUGUUACAUGCAUUGUAGUUUGAUGCAGUGUAAUACACUGUUAUUCAUGCAAUUAAACAUUUAUAGCCUCAAGAAUGUCAACACUUAUGAAAGUAAUGUAGGGAAACCAUGGCAUGGUGGUUGACGUGUUAAGACUCGCCUCUGUUGAUGAUUUUGCGUGAAUGCAACCUUGUAUCCUGGAGGUAAGCACAGAUCUAUAAGGUAUUGGAUAGGUGAAAGCUAAGUUGUCACCCUAUUACUUCCACCAAUCCAACCAAUUCAAAUCUGUGUUUACUUUAAGGAAGGUAGGAAAGAUGGAUGCGUUUCUAAAGUAAUGAAACAGUGCCAUGCUAUUACUAAUCCCCCAAACACACAGAUCCCUGUGGUGAACAUCCAGAUUAAGAUCAUUCCGGCCAUCCUCACUGUGGCGGGAGCAAUCUUCUCCUGCACCAACUACUUCCGGGUCAUAUUCACGGGAGGAGUAGGAAAGAACGGAUCCACCAUAGCGGUAAGGAAGACGUGAUCCGUCCUGGCAAACGAGGAUCCAGUUGAAUUGUAUGGCUCAUAAAAGAUGACUUUGUGUGCGGAAGGUUACAGUCUAACAGUGUGUGGAAUGUUGUCGCAAACCAAACGAUUUACUGCUGUUCGUUGCAUUGGUUAUUUCAACUUUGGUAGUAAUAUGAUACAUAUGUGUAUCAAGCUUAAUUUAAACAUGUCAACAGCAUUUGUUUUGGUUGAAGUAGCCAGUCUUUUCUAAUGCUUAAAUACCACAGCACCUGGAUGACAGUGGAUGCCUAUCAUGCCUUUUUCAUUGAUUUCAGCCAAGCCACUAGUCAGAACUUUACCUUGCGGUUUAUUUAUCACUUUAGAGACGGACAGGAAUAGUGGAAAUUUUCAGCUAAGUACAGUGAUUGUGACAUCCAUGUCCCGUCUUCUUCUUUCUCAGGGAACGAGUGUCCUGUCGCCGUUCUUCCACAUAGGGUCAGUCAUAAUUCUGGCCAUCAUGAUCUACAAGAAGUCUGCGUCCCAGCUGUUUGAGAAGCACCCCUGUCUCUACGUCCUGGCCUUUGGGUUUGUGUCGGCCAAGAUCACCAACAAGCUAGUGGUGAGGAACCAGAUGACCUAGGGUCGUGUCCAUUAGGGCACACGGUAGCAAAGUGUUGUGCAACGGAACAAGCGUUUUUUUUAUUGGACAAGUUCAGAUAGUAGCUCUCUGUUUCGCAUAGAUUUCUUCCAUUCUGUGCCUCCUGAACAUGACCCUGAAACAUGAAAUGCUGAAAAAGCCAGUCUACAUUCCAAUAUCCACACCUGCCACUUGUUUUGGUAUCGCUGUCGUCUAGAGUAAAUUACCUUUUAAAAGUCUUAUAGUGUGCUGCACUAUAACGUACCUUGCAUUGAAUUUCAGCCCUAGUCCAAUGUUUUUAGUUUGACUCAAUAUAGUUUUUUUUCCCCUUUACUCUAUUUACUCUAACGUUGCCAUUUCAGUCUCAUUUUAUUUUUGUUUUACAGGUGGCUCAUAUGACAAAAAGUGAGAUGUGUCUCCAUGACUUGGCUUAUUUGGGGCCAGGGCUGCUCUUCUUGGACCAGUAUUUUAACAGCUUCAUAGACGAGUACUUGGUCCUCUGGGUGGCACUGGUAAGUCACCAUACCCCUUAAUGACUUCAUCCAUGUGCACGUACGUACCAAGUAGGAGUGUGAAUGUUUAAACGUUAAAACGUUUAAACGAAGUUGUAUCGUUAACAUUAAUAGAAAAACCUCUAACCAAAAAAUUGUGUUUUCUCCACAGAAUUAAAAUCACAGUGCAGUUAUCACAAAAUUACCACUAACAGGUCCCCAUCAUCAUCAUCAUCAUCAUCAUAAAGGGAAAAAUUUAACAAAUAGUCCUACCUAUCGCAUCAAUGCUGUAACGUUAGUAAGGGGGAUAUGCAUCUUUCAAAUUAUUUGCUCCGCACGUCAUUGUUGUUAACAGUUGGGGGAUAAAAAGCGCUGAUUACAGAAAUUAUUGCAGUUGAUAUGUAGUCAUUGUCAAUGGCCUACUUGGGUUGUGAGGUCAUUUCCUAAAUGAAAGACUGCAAGCUCCAUUUGAGCCGCGACUCGCGCUACUGAAACAGGUGCGUCUUUCUCAUCAAUAUCACUGUUCACCCGUUUCAACGGGGUGUUAAUCCCUUUAUAAUGGGAGUUGAGACAUACAGUUAACAGCAUUAGAAAGCAAAGAUUAUUCCCUUUUUUAACCAAUAGAUACACGCAUUUGUCGCCUGUGUUUUAAUUUGUGAGCUUGUUGGGCAGGCUUUUGUUAAACAUGAGACAGUAGGCCCGAGACUAAUGAACACGCUAUUUGCCUUCAUCAAAACAAUGGUUUUGGUGCAUAUUUCAGUCUGGAACCUGCCUAGGUUUAGGGGUGGUUGUAACCUAUUCUAAAAAGGACACUAUAGCAGUAGCAGUUCGCAAAAAAACCUAAAAUAGACUAGACAAAUCUAUUAUUCCUAAACUGUAGCUUGUGGUUGGAACACAUAGGAGGAAUUGGGGCCCACCAUUCGCCGCAUUCCUGCAUCUGCAGGAACCCCUCUUUAUACUUUUAUUGGUAAAUUUUUAAGCUAGGACUCUGGUACACAGGCGGGAGGCAGGGGCGCUCCAUUAUAGUAGGUGGCGGUAAUGCACCAUAACGUUGGAUGCCAACCGCCGAUAAGCCCCACAGAAGAGGUGACAACGGUCGGGUACUGUUUUCCAGCAGUUCUGUUAACGAGGGCAGUUAUUCGGCAGGCGUUUAAUACACUGGGUGCUAGCUAGUUAGCAAGCUAGGACUCCAGUUCACAGUGGGCGGGAUAGGUAGCUAGCUAUUUUACACAUUUUGCCAUGAGGCUGAGAGAAAAUGUUGCUGUUUUAGAGCUCAGAGAUUCUUGAAGGACGGGACAAUCAACUUUUAUUCCACACAUCUGUCUUACUAACUAGUAUGACCACUCUAUGGAAAGAUGAGACUCUCACGAGCAUGAUAGUGUUCUCCGUUUUGCUCUACAACCCCCACACAAAUAUAAUGCUCCCUCAACUUGAGACAUCUGUGGCAUUGUGUUGUGUGACAAAACUGCACAUUUUUUGUGGCCAUUUAUUGUCCUCAACACAAGGUGCACCUAUGUAAUGAUCAUGCUGUUUAAUCAGCUUUUUGAUAUGCCACACCUGUCAGGUGGAUAUAUUAUCUUGGCAAAGGAGAAAUGCUCACUAACAGGGAUAUAAACAAAUUAAGAAAGCUUUUUGUGCGUAUUGAACAUUUCUGGGAUCUUUUAUUUCAGCUCAUGAAACGUGACCAACACUUUACAUGUUGCGUUUAUAUUUUUGUUCAGUAGCUAGGAGGACUCCGGUACACAGCAGGGGGAGGCGGGGGCGACACCGGUAGCUAGCUAGGACACCGGUAGACUGAUAAUGCUUUUAUUUCCCUUUUGACCCACGUUUUUAAUUGCAUAGACAAUCAGGGGCAAUCCAUAUCAAGUGUCACAAGCAUGAAGAUGGCGUGCUCGAGUGGGUGCGUUCAUGCAGGAACCAAUAAGAUACUCGAGGGGGGGGGGGGCGUUCAUGCAGGGAUGCGUUCCUGCAGAUUCAAGAAUGGCCACAUGCAGGAAGGCCCCGCAAUCACACACUGUUGCCUGGCAGGUUCGGGCAGCCACAAUGCCGAUUAUAGUUGCAAAGCCUACUGAAUGACUGCGAUAGAACUUCAUUGCCCCCUAGUGGUCAUACCACACAAUAGGAAAUUGUCGUAUUUCAGAUAAACAUUUGACUUCACAGACCCAUUCUAGCCAAAGUAAGACGUCAAAACCCCUUAGUUGAGUGGUAAAGUAGUAUACCAAAGUCUGUCACUUGUGUAUUUUGCAGUACAAUGUAGAUUGCCUAACUUAUAUUCAUGCAAUUCUUUUCAGGGGGCAUUUACUCAAAAGAUGAUUGACGUACAACAAAAAACACAAUCAAUUCUGUAUAUAAAGAGCCUUAAAUUUACUUUAUUUGACAUCCAUCCUGUCUUCUUUUAUCUCCAGUUCCUGUCCAUUUUUGAUCUUGUGCGCUACUGCGUCAGCGUCUGCAACCAGAUCGCCUCUCACCUGCACAUCUUCGUGUUCAAGAUCAAACCCCCCAACCUGCGGCCCGCCGCUGCCUCCCGGUCAGGCAAAGACGUCUGGUGUCACUGGUCUGGUGACACUACUGACAGGUGGUGA
Molecule: messenger RNA, 17712 nt
Organism: Coregonus sp. 'balchen'
Lineage: Eukaryota; Metazoa; Chordata; Actinopteri; Salmoniformes; Salmonidae
Source: the annotation of a GenBank genome assembly